AUGUCUGCGUUUUCGCGACUCGUCCGCUUCGUCGCGAGAGAUGGCCGAACCUACCACGGCGACGCCAUCCUCCCUCGGGGUAUAACCGACAUCGCGAAGGCCAAGCAAGCCCGGAUCAUAGCCGGCGAUGUAUUUGGACAGCAUCAGGUCACUGACGAGGUCCUCGACAUCGGCCUGCUUCUCGCACCGCUCUCCUUGUCUCAGACCAGGACUGUCCGGUGCCUCGGCCUCAACUAUGCCCUCCACGCCAAGGAGUCGGGCAUGGCAGAGCCAAAAUUUCCCAUUCUCUUCUACAAGCCCGUGACCGCCUUGGCCAGCGCCAGCGACCCUAUUCCCAUUAACUCCAUGGCUCAGAAAGACACCGGAAUUGAUUACGAAUGCGAGCUUGUCAUUGUCAUCGGCAAGCGAUGCAAGGAGGUGUCAGAGGCGGAAGCCCUGGACUUUGUCCUCGGAUACGCCAUCGGCAACGAUGUUUCUCACCGUGACUGGCAGAUCAAGAAUGGGGGUAGCCAAUGGUCGCUCGGCAAGGGAUUUGAUGGCUGGGCGCCGUACGGCCCGGGUAUUGUGAGUAGCCGGGUCAUCAAGGACCCUCAGUCUCUCAAGAUCUGGACCAAGGUGAACGGCGAGACUGUUCAGGACGGCAACACAUCUGAUAUGAUCUUCAAUGUGAGGAAGACUGUCUCAUUUCUCAGCCACGCAGCAACUCUGCUGCCAGGAGACCUAAUCUUCACCGGAACGCCAUCUGGAGUAGGAAUGGGCCGAAAACCCCAGGUCUGGCUCAAGGAUGGCGAUGUCGUGGAGGUUGGACUUGAGCAGGUUGGUACUUGCACCAACAAGGUGGAGUUUGCCAAACCAGGCUCUAAGCUGUAA
This is a messenger RNA of Clonostachys rhizophaga, 870 nucleotides long. NCBI's taxonomy places the organism in Eukaryota, Fungi, Ascomycota, Sordariomycetes, Hypocreales, Bionectriaceae. The record is from the annotation of a GenBank genome assembly.